Molecule: messenger RNA, 952 nt
Organism: Rhinichthys klamathensis goyatoka
Lineage: Eukaryota; Metazoa; Chordata; Actinopteri; Cypriniformes; Leuciscidae
Product: protein Fer3
Exons: 2
Coding region: 36-653 (205 amino acids)
Biological process (GO): regulation of transcription by RNA polymerase II; developmental process
Molecular function (GO): RNA polymerase II transcription regulatory region sequence-specific DNA binding; protein dimerization activity; DNA-binding transcription factor activity, RNA polymerase II-specific
Source: RefSeq, a predicted model, not a curated record
GUUUUAGUGACAUCUGACAGAAAAAAGGGGGGGAAAUGGAAGACGUAUUUUUUGAUUUUGAUCAAGAUGCUGCCACAGACUUUCCCUUCUGGGGCCAAAUGGACCCUAACUCUCAGUUCCAGUCUCAGAUGGACACGCUGCUCUUUGACUGCAGCGCAAUGACAGGUCAGCUGUCCCCCUGGUCCUCUUUCGGGUGCCAGUCCGUGUUCCCAGAGGCUCAGCUGACCUUCACGGACUUAGACUCGCAGUCUCCGCAGCUGGAGGUCGGUGCUGAAGUGGACAGCUCCUCAGUCGACGAUCCCCAUGAGAUCAGCAAUCACAGACAGCGGCGCUUGACGUCCCAUCAUCCGUACAAGGUGCAGCGCCACGCCGCCAACAUCCGGGAGAGGAAGAGGAUGCUCAGCAUCAAUUCUGGAUUUGAGGAGCUGCGCUGCCAUGUGCCCACGUUCCCCUACGAGAAACGGCUCUCCAAAAUAGACACAUUAAGACUGGCCAUUGCUUACAUCGCCCUGCUCAGAGAAAUCCUCAUGUCAGGCUGUGACCCCAAGUCAUAUGUGGAUGAAUGCAUGAAGAACGGCUAUAAGAACCAGACCAAUGCCAUCUGGAACACAAGUGAUCUGACAGCUCGGCUCUCUUGGAUAAAGUGGGAUUAACUGCACUGUGGGCCGGGAAGAGAGAUGCCGGCUCUCCCUCCUUUCUCACGCUCCUCUUCAAAGCUGGCAUGGCACGACGACACCACGACAUCUGCAGACUUCUCACCGUGUUACACCUCCUGGCACUCGGGACACUUUUUAUAUUCUAAUUUGUUGUGGGUUACAAUCAGACCCCUUUUGCUCAUCCAGACGGUCGUUGUUUGUUGUAAAUGAGGCCUUAUUAGGACAAAGCCGUGGCACUUGUCCCUGUGUGCAAGAUGAGAGAAUGGCAAAUCGGCAAAAGUUCAAAAAAAUGUUUG